UGUGUGUGUAUCUUUCAAUAGUAGCGCUAUCCCAUAUUAAUUAUGCACCAGCACUGCCUAUCCUCGGUGACUCUCAGUUAUAUACGAGCUGCGCCAGCAUCACCCAGACACAGUAAAUUGGUAUGAUUGAUGCAAGGCAGAAUCGCCAUUGCAAAAACAACAUCGCUGGAUUCUCUGUAGGGUGUCUGGGAUUAUAAUCGCAUCGGCAGCUGCACAAAUAAAAGAAUAAAAAGAAGAAGAAAACGCGAGCCGUUCAGAAAUCCGCUCUUAAUGCGAAUGUUUAAGGACGCAUCAUCCACACACUGACCGUCGGCAUCAUGCAAGGGGGACGCGGCUUCAUGGUGGUUGUGGGUGUGUUGUUCCGAUUGAAGAUUGUAGGCUGCUUUUCUGGAGACCAGGACGACUUCUUCAUGAUACACCAACAAAGGUCAGAAAGGCCUCUUGUCUUCUAUCCGCCCGCAGAGGAGGGGAUUGAGAAGAGUGUGGAGCUGGAUGGUCAGAGAAACCUUUUCCAUUCCCUUUCACACGCCAGGAUCAGCAAACUGCGACCUGCAAUGAUCGUCAAAUCCACCUUUCCGCAAGCAUCCCACGACCAGAGCAUCAGUCUGCUCGCCACAAUUGAUCAAGACCUGGAGAUUGAAAACAAACCUGGAUCUGAUGAACACUUGAUUGUGACGCUGCAAAUGGACAUACACAAACUGAACAAUACUCUGCUGCAGACUUUCCGGAGAGGGGUGGCUGCAGCCUUGGACAUCUCUCCUCAGCAAGUGCAUAUCAACCGUCUUAAUGAAAAGGAGAACUGUAUAGAGCUGAGAGUGUCUCCUCCUCCUGUCAAACCGGGCACCAUGGAGAAACUGUCCUCUGAGGAAGUGGUACAUUCCCUCAGCAUGAACAUCCUUCACAAGAGCCUGUCUCAGUUUGGCAUUACAGAGAUCACCCCAGAGAAAAAUGUGCUGCAAGGACAACAUGAGAGAGAUAAAGUGUGGACCAAAGAGGGAUUUUAUGCUGUGGCUAUUUUUCUCACUAUCUUUGUAAUUAUUAUCACAUGUUUAAUGGUCCUGUACCGGCUGAAGGAGAAAACUGAGUUCCCUGAUCAGCAAUACAAGGAGCAGAGCCGGGAGAUCCACCUGGCCCCCAUCCCCCUGCCCACGAAGAAACCCGAGGUGCAGAUCUUCAACAGCAUGGUGCAGCCCGAGCCGGUGCCCAGAGCUGAGAGCAUCGGUGCCAGCCCCCAGAGCCAGUCUGCGCCUGAGAUGAAACCCUGCCUGUCCUCCAGCCCCUCGCCCUUCAGAAUGAAAUCUGCCGGCCUCCAGGAGAGGCGGGGCUCCAAUGUAUCUCUCAGCUUGGAUAUGAGUGUCUUGGGCAGCGUGGAUCCCUUCAGCGCCGCGCCUGCCCCGCGGGAGAGGGUUGCCAUGGAGUACCUGCAGUCUGCACACCGGGCCCUGAGCAGACAGCAGCUCCGCGAGGCUACGCUCCACACCCAGCAGCUGCAUGCAGAGUUCGCGGAAAUUCCAAUGAAUUUUGUGGACCCCAAAGAACUGGACAUUCCCAGUCACGGAACCAAAAACCGAUACAAGACCAUUUUGCCAAACCCACAUUCCAGAGUGUGUCUAAAGACCAAGAGCAUAUAUGAUCCACUCAGCUCUUACAUCAAUGCUAACUACAUCAGGGGCUACAUGGGAGAAGAGAAGACCUACAUUGCGACUCAGGGCCCCAUGAUUAACACGGUGAAUGAUUUCUGGCAGAUGGUCUGGCAAGAGGACUCGCCAGUCAUCGUCAUGAUCACAAAGCUGAAAGAGAAGAACGAGAAAUGCGUACUCUACUGGCCAGAAAGAAGAGGCAUAUAUGGGAAGGUGGAGGUCCUUAUAAACAGUGUCCGUGAAUGUGACCACUACACCAUUCGCAGCCUGACCUUAAAGGGAGGCCAGUGUUGCAGUGUGAAACACUACUGGUACACGUCCUGGCCUGACCACAAGACCCCCGACAGCGCUCAGCCCCUCCUGCAGCUCAUCACAGAGGUGGAGGAGGACAGGAAAGCAUCAGCCGGCAGGGGUCCUGUCAUUGUGCAUUGCAGUGCUGGGAUAGGAAGGACUGGCUGCUUCAUUGCCACAACGACCGGCUGUCGUCAGCUGAAGCAGGAAGGGGUGGUGGACGUGCUUUCCAUCGCCUGCCAGCUCCGGGUAGACAGGGGAGGCAUGGUCCAGACAGGAGAGCAGUACGAGUUUAUCCACCACACCCUGAGCCUGUAUGAAAGCAGACUCUCAGCUGAUGCCGGCCAAUGAGAAGGCAGGGAGUGGUUUUCCUGACAUGUGGUUUAAUUGAAGAACAAUCUGCAGGUAAUCCUAUUACUGCUGGCAGAGACUUAUCCAAGGAGCACUAGCCUGCAGGGCAAACCCUCUGUGGUGAGCACGCGUGCAGCUAUUGAAGGGUAGACAAGCCCAGAGGAAGUGUAACACUAUCUGUAAAUGAAUGUAGUGUCUUUAUCACAUAAGCUGCUGAACUUGCUUAUAAGAAUCUUGUAUAUUCCUGUUUAUAUUUUGUUGCAGAAAUUCAAACCGGAACAUGUUCCAAUCGCCAAGCCUCUACCAGUAAAAUGAUAAAUUCUAUCACGUGUAAAAUUCUGUCACGUGUAAAAUACUAUUGCAUUUCUAAUGUACAUGGAACUGAAAGGUAGUCUAAAAACUGAAGGUAGUUUUUAAAAUCUUUUCUUGUUUAUAUAUAAAAAAAUAUGAAAUGUUUGAUUUUGACUGAUUCUUUGUCUUCUUUGUUGAUCUGUAUAUGCAGAGUUUAGCAUUCUCCUGGUAGAAGUUAAGAAUUACAAAGACUGUUAUAUCAAUACUUGAGCUGUUCUGAUCAGAAUAGCCCAUGGGAUACAGCUGUGGUCCUGGGUUAAGGACAGCAUGUUGUCACUUUCUAUUUGAAUUAAGGAAAAGGCAACAGAGAAACACAGUAUCUUGAGUGUUGAGAGGGAAUGAAGCCACCAGCAAUGAUACAAAUGUACAGAACAAACAGUAGAUAAGUAAACUAUUGAAGUUUUAAAGAAAAUACUACAGUACCAGAAAAAUAAAUACAUAGAAUUAAGUUUCCCCAGUGAUCUGCGAGCCCCAGAAUUGGUGAUGAACAGUGAUGAAGAUGGGAAUCAUUUCUGAAAAGACAGUGUGCUGAUGAAGUGAUACUGAAAAGAAAUCAGACUAGCAUUGUUAUUGGGAGCUGGUGUUUUGCUUUUGGUUUCAGUGCUGCUUUUUAACAUGUGGCAUGCCAGCUCUUACACAUCCAAUAUUCAGUCAUUAAGGGGUAACACUUUACAUGGUCUCUAAUUACUGUGUAUUUAUGCAUAGUUACAAUGUACUUAACGUGUACAUCUUUUUGCCCGACAUAUGUAAGGUACAUAAUUGUAACAGAAAAGGCUUAGGGUUAGAUUAGUUAUUGUUAGGUUUAGAGUUAGGGUUAGGGUUAGGGAUAGGACUAGGGUUGUGUCAUGCAAAACACUGUAGCUAUGCAUAAUAACAUUGUAAUUAUGUAUAAAUACGCAUGUAUUUACUAAAUAACUACUAUGUAAAUACACAGUGAUUAGAGACACUGUAAAGUGUUUAUUUACCAAUGAACUGAUAUGUAAAUACAGAGUAAUUAGAGACACUGUAAAAUGUUUAUUUACCAAUGAACUGAUAUGUAAAUACAGAGUAAUUGGAGACACUGUGUAAAAUGUUACCCGUUAAGGUUUAAUCCUAUUGCACCAGUGCACACAAGUCAACACAAAGGGUCUGGUACAGUGAUCCAGACACUGUAAAAUCGGGUAACGGAUGCAGCCUGCUAUAGCGUUUAAGUCCCUGCCUCUGACGUGUGAACAGCUCCACACAAACACGCAUGCGGUUUGCAGAUUAUGGUCCGGAAACAUUCUAAUAGCUGACCAAAAAAACAAACAUACUGCUUUGACGACCUCCACUAAUACAAGUCUGUACUAAAAGAAGUCGAGACAUUAGUGUUAAAAAAAAAAAAAAAAAAAAAAAAAAAACAUUGAUCUUUUAUUUGGGAACACAAGCCUGUACAGAUGAUAUUUUCCUUGAACAUUGGUUUGACUUCCUUCUUUCCAUGGUCCAUUUUGAUCAAAAGCAUCUCUUCUUGGCAUUUCUAAUGGCAACAUUUCACGAGAUUUGAAUUUCUGCCACGGCAAAUGUAUAUGUGAAGAAUCAUUUGUAAGUGUAAUAUUUACCCAUAUUAACUCCUCAUGCCUCAGUGGUUUACAAUCAGUUUUAUGUUCAGACUAUGAGGAUCUGUGUGUAAAUGUUCCCCAGUUCUCUACCUUUUAUAUACAUGUAUUGUGAAUGAUAAUGUACAUGCAAAAGUGCUAUUCAUUUUGUGGCUCACAUACGUCAUGACCACAUAAGAGUCUUGCUGCUAAAACUGCAAGUGUUUUAACUUUAGAUUUUAAAAAAGGAAAGAAAAAGAUUGUUUUGACUAUGGAAACUUUUUAAAUUACAUUCUUUUUGUAUAUAACAUUUUUCUUUUUUUAUUUGUGAUACAAGUUAAAAGAUACAUGGCUAUUUAUAGCUGAUCUAUGUAGCAGUUACAAUGCACAAUGCUGAUUUUACUCAAUGUUUCUCAAUAUACAAUGUUGUCAUGUAUAUUGUUUACUGUUUUUAGAGGUUUUAUCUGUGGGCUUGAUGGCUAAAUAUUUAUAUGUCAUAUAAUGAGCUUUUCCCAUAUAUUAUUAUCAAAGUGAAUGUUGUGAUAUGUUGACUACCUAUAAUAUAUACAUAUUUAUAUAUACAUACAUCUAUACUAUAUACAUAUGGUACAUUAAGAGAAUACAGGGCAAAAUAAUACGGGCAUCAGUGCUGCUAAUGGUUUUAUAGGUUCUGCAGGAAACGAUUUCAAAAUGACGUCUUGUAGAAGGGUUAUAUUUACAUGGAUACAGUUCUAAAUUCUGCAGUGUAAGAUGAGCGGGUAUCCUGUACUGUCAUUCCUCGCUGUUGAACUUUAUAUUAUAUACUAUACUGCCAAUAAACUUAUACUAU
Molecule: messenger RNA, 5015 nt
Organism: Polyodon spathula (Mississippi paddlefish)
Lineage: Eukaryota; Metazoa; Chordata; Actinopteri; Acipenseriformes; Polyodontidae
Product: receptor-type tyrosine-protein phosphatase R-like
Exons: 14
Coding region: 318-2282 (654 amino acids)
Biological process (GO): protein dephosphorylation
Molecular function (GO): protein tyrosine phosphatase activity
Source: RefSeq, a predicted model, not a curated record